Messenger RNA from Sungouiella intermedia, 525 nucleotides. NCBI's taxonomy places the organism in Eukaryota, Fungi, Ascomycota, Pichiomycetes, Serinales, Metschnikowiaceae. The record is from the annotation of a GenBank genome assembly.
AUGUUCGGACUCGUCAACUUCGUCAAGCUGACUGCUCCAGUGACCGCACGUGGUGUUUUCUGCAGCGUCAGAACCAUAGUUUCUGCAUCAAAACCGGUUUUUGAGCCGCUCCCAAAGAAGAGAAAUGGCCAAGGAGCCAUUUCGUUCUUGCACAAACAACUUCUCCAGAAAUAUGACCCUACGGGUAAAAGAAGAGCAUUGGUGGACACUUCAUCAGGCUUGAGAUCUGGUGACAUCAUCAAAGUGACAUACCUUGAUCGUACCAAUGUCACUGGCCAGGUGAUUGCAAUCAAGAGGGGCCAGAACAACGUGGGUACAAACAUCUUACUCAGAAACAAAAUCAAUAAGCUCGGAUGUGAGAUGAGAAUCCCAUUGUACAACCCCAACAUCAGAAACAUUGAACUCCUCCACCAGCCCAAGAAGUACAUGCCUAGAAAGAAGCAUUUCUACAUCAGAAACUCCAAGUACGAUGUGGGAGAUGUGGAAAUGUUCUUGAGAAAGGAGAAGAAGAAAAACAUCAAGUGA